GUACGAUACAUACGUUGUAGAUCGAACAAGAACCCAACGUGUUUUUCUGGUUACCUAGAUCAGUAAUGCAGCAACGCUGGGGUUUGAAACACAAACAAUAGUCGACAGAGGUGCCGUGCUUUGUACCUCUGCCGAUGCAGAGCUCCCAGUACUUUCGUCCAUCGCAAUUGAGCUCCACUUUUGGCCGAGGCCCCCGUCGCGACCCCUCCGGGUUUGUCUCCUUGGAGCUCUAGCUCUCCAGAGUGUGCCCAGUGUGGACAGAGGCACUAGGAUUACCUGUAAGGGAGUGUAGCUUCGAUGCUUGUGCGCAUCCGUGCCGCGGGGGGCCAUUUCAAACCGGAUUGAAACUUCUCCCCGGCAGUCCACAGCCUGCACCCACCUACCUACCCUUACAUACCUAUUAGGACUUGCAUCCCUCGUGGCGUCAACCAGUAGCAUGUUCCGUCGGUUACAUACCAGAGCCCCUCCUUCUCCCAUAACAACCGCCUCUUCCGGAUUUGUGCAUCCGCGACAUCGUCUUCCCUCCUACAACUUCCUCAAGACUCGAGCAUCACCAACGCGAUCGCUUCUUAUCAACAGCAAGCUCCAAGUGCGGGGUACCAUCGCCGCAAACACGAAUAAGCAGCUCCACACAACCGUAGCAAUGGCAUCGGCAACUAGCUUCUACGACUUCAAGCCCCUGGACAAGCGCGGCCAGGAGGUCCCCCUCGCCGACUACAAGGGCAAGGUCGUCCUCAUCGUCAACACAGCCUCUAAGUGCGGCUUCACGCCCCAGUAUGCCGGCCUCGAGAAGCUCUACAAGGACAUCAAGGAGAAGCACGGCGACGACUUUGUCAUCCUCGGCUUCCCCUGCAACCAGUUCGGCGGCCAGGAGCCCGGCUCCGACGACGACAUCCAGAACUUCUGCCAGGUUAACUACGGCGUCUCCUUCCCCAUCAUGCAGAAGACGGAUGUCAACGGCGACGACGCGAACCCUGUUUUCCAGUGGCUCAAGGAGGAGAAGCCCGGCAUCAUGGGCCUCAAGCGCAUCAAGUGGAACUUUGAAAAGUUCCUUAUCGGCCGCGACGGCCAGGUCAAGGGCCGCUGGGCCAGCACCACCAAGCCCGAGUCCCUCGAGAAGCCCAUCCUCGAGGAGCUGGAGAAGAAAUGAGGCGGGAGCAGUACAUUGAUACCCAGAGCGCGUCGCUCUGUCACACCGAUAUCUGAGGGAGGGAAUUGAGGGACGUAGCUUCCAUCGCGUCGAGGUGACGGUGAGGAAGCGCUACUGUCUUUGAUCGAGUUGCGAAAUGUAGUCAACCGAUAUAAAACAAUCAGAGUGGUUUAAUCUACCUCAGGGCCUUUGAACACGU
Messenger RNA from Colletotrichum navitas, 1349 nucleotides. Its product is annotated as thioredoxin-like protein. The record is from RefSeq and is a predicted model, not a curated record. The coding region runs from base 437 to 1150 and encodes 237 amino acids. Gene Ontology annotation, biological process: cellular response to oxidative stress. Gene Ontology annotation, molecular function: glutathione peroxidase activity. NCBI's taxonomy places the organism in Eukaryota, Fungi, Ascomycota, Sordariomycetes, Glomerellales, Glomerellaceae. The transcript has 2 exons.